Messenger RNA from Diorhabda carinulata, 544 nucleotides. RefSeq lists its product as uncharacterized. The record is from RefSeq and is a predicted model, not a curated record. Gene Ontology annotation, biological process: sensory perception of smell. NCBI's taxonomy places the organism in Eukaryota, Metazoa, Arthropoda, Insecta, Coleoptera, Chrysomelidae. Gene Ontology annotation, molecular function: odorant binding. The coding region runs from base 68 to 472 and encodes 134 amino acids. The transcript has 2 exons.
AUUGAUAAUAAAAUUGUAUACACAUUUUCAAGUUAAAAGUUCGUAUAUCAACCCUUAAAAGAAAAUUAUGAAUUACUUAACAGUGGUCCUAAUUGUUGCAAUUGUUUGUUUUGCAAAUGCAGAAUUAACAGCGGAACAACAUGAGCGACUCAAAGAGUACAACAGAGAAUGCUCUGCUAAGUCCGGUGUUGGUCACGAUGUUAUUGCGCAAAUAAAGGAAGGACAAUUUCCGGACGAUGAAAAGUUCGAAAAUCACAUUAUAUGCCUUGCCAAAAAAAUCGGUUUCAUAAAUGACAGUGAAGAACUACAAACUCAAGUUAUUCGUGAAAAAAUGAAAUCAGUUUUUGAUGAUCAUGAAGUCACCGAAAUAAUUAAAACUUGUACAGAAGACAUGGAGACAGAUGAUGGAACGACUUUCGAAAAAAUUAAAUGUUUCCUUAAGAAAGCACCAAAAGAUUUCCUCGCUCCUUAAAAAUUUGAAUGAUUAUGUUUCCUACCAUUUUGUUUCGUAUAUUUUAUAUUAAUAAAUAUUAGAUUAAUAGUA